Aspergillus heteromorphus CBS 117.55 is the source of this 1883-nucleotide messenger RNA. RefSeq lists its product as uncharacterized. The record is from RefSeq and is a predicted model, not a curated record. Lineage: Eukaryota; Fungi; Ascomycota; Eurotiomycetes; Eurotiales; Aspergillaceae. The transcript is spliced from 2 exons. The coding region runs from base 333 to 1730 and encodes 465 amino acids.
UUCCUUCCCCCCUCUACUCCUUCUACUCCUCACUACCACCCCCCCCCCUCUCUCUCUCUCUCUACUCCUCCUGCUCCCUCCUCCAUCUCCCUUCUCUCACCCUUGGGUGGACUCCUGCAUUUCUGCCUGCGUGCAACUUAACCUUGUCCUUGUCUCUCUCAUUACUUCUACACCACCCGUCACUUCCAGCUGCAACCACCCACCCCGAGCUUUUUCUUUUUCUUUUUUUCUCUCUCUUUUGGCUUUACAUUUUACAUGCAUGCCAGAGAUCAAGCAACGCAGUAAAACCCAAUCAACUAAUUCUCUGACUGGGAUCCAUUCAGUCCUCUACCAUGACAGUUGCCGCGCCUCCUGUAGCACCCGUGCAUGAGAAUGGCAUCAACGGGGUCCCCGGACACCAUGUCAACACCAUGAGCCUCCCCCGUUUUCACCCAAUCGCAAUGAACCCGAGCCAGGCGAUCCCUCCGGAGCAUAUGAUGCCCGUUCACCAUCAGUUUCGUCCCUUCCACCCUCCUCCACCACUGCAAGAGCCGGGCCCGCCUGUCACAGCUCCUGCUCCUGCUCCUGCUCCGCCGCCGCCGCCACCAUUCCACAUAGACAACAUCGAGAAUCGCCUCCGACAGCUGGAACAUGAGGAAGCGGCGCGCAUGGCGGCCCGUAGCCACCUUCUCGCCAUGCGGAAGCGAGAGGACGAGGAGUUUCGUAGGAUGACGGAAAGUGCCGAGGCCGAAGAAGAGGAUCUCCGUAGGCAACGGAAACGGUUGAAGCGCGAGUCGAUGGGGCUCGGGUACAAUAAUGCCAGUCUCGACUCGCCGCCGCUUCGCCCGACGCCGCCUCGCCGCCUGUCGGAAACCAACGCGGCCACCACCCUUGCAUUCUUCAAGCAACAGUCUCCCCCCGAGCCUCGUCCCAUCCCCCCCCGCCGCCCUCCCAGGGCCCCCGCCGCCUCAUCCCCCUCCCAGCACAUCCACCACGAUCCCACCGGCGCCACCUCCAUCCGCCGCAAGCAGAAAUAUACCAUCAAGAACGUCGAGGCCUGGGGCGAGCGCCAUGGACGGCCCGCCGCACACGAUCCCUCCGGGCGCGCGCUGUGGAAGCGCCCGUCCGACGGGAGUCUGGUCUACCUCACAUGUCCCGUGUCGGGGUGCGGCAAGGCGGACUUCGUGACGCUGCAUGGCUUCAUGUGCCAUCUGACGAAAAAACACAAGGAUCGCAGUCUGGGGAGCCAGUCCCGAGCGCUGGAAGUGUGUGGCAUCGUCUUCGAUCCCAACGCCCCCCUGCCCCCCGUGGCCACCGUGAAUCGGGCCUCCACCGAAGAGAGUCGGCUGGAGUCAGGCCCCGCGGACACCGAAGGAUACCAGCAGGAGAUGGAGUAUUCCUCCGCCUCCGACUCGGACGAAGGACGAGAGAUUGCCGUGAAAACAGAGGUCGUCACCGACCGGAUGCUACCCGCACCGCCGAUGGUCAUGACGCCUGUCCCAGAGCAAAUACCACUGCCCAGAAUCAACGGCUCAACAAAACAGUCCAUCUCAUCGAUCAUCGAUCGCGACCCGGAGGAAACGCCUCGGGAGCGGUUGAAUUCGAUCCCCCCGCGCCCGGUAGAGGCCCCCAUGCAACAACAGGUCUCGCCGGAUCACAAGCCCUCCAUCAAAGACGAGGCCGAAUUCCCGCGGCCGCAUGAUCACGAAAAAGAGAACACGCAACCUAAAGAUACGGCCGAGGCAAAGUAAAUCAAACAUCAUCAAUCAAAUUACAUAUAUAAUCCUGUUUUCAUUGCACCAGCUUUUGCAUCAUCGCCUUGCAUAGUACGAGCAUGCUUUCAGAUCUCUCUACCUACCCACCUACCUAGUCUGUGGUUGUUGUUGUGGUUUUUCUUGUUGCAG